AUGUAUAAGACAUUCGACAAUACCGAAGCUUUAGACUUUAAAAAAGACUUAAAAUUCAAAGAGCUUGCAAUUUAUGCUAAAAAGCCUGGGACUUCUAGAUGAUUUCAUAAUUACUCUGGGGUUCCAAUUUCAACACUUAUGAAUUCUUAUAAACCGACUCUUCCAAAUACGCCUUAUAUUAAAACACAUAGGACUAAUCAUUCUUGCGACGUUGUUUCCCCUACAAAUAAUAAUACAACACACAAUUUUACGCAAAUAGCUGAAAAUAAAAUUUUUUUUAUUUUUUUUUAAAAAAAUUUUUAAUAUUUAUUUUUAGAAUUUUUUUUAAAACCCAAAAUAAAUUAAAGGACUUAAUUGGAAAAAAUCAUUAUGAAGACACGGGGCACUGCUAUAAAUUAACUCCGAAAAGCUCAAAAUUGAAAGUAGAAGAUGCAUUAAAUUAUUUAAAAUUACGAGAAAUUGGAUGCAGUAAGCAAGAAGCUAUCACAUUUUGUAGCAGAGAUAGGUGCACACAUUCAGUGGCUGAAUUUGAGCUUCCGGCACGGUUAAGAAGGAAUCAUAGCUCAGCAGCUAUUGUGAGUCAAGAGAAUACAAAGUAUAAGAUUUUUAAAUCAAAGAUGGAAUCAGAAGGUUUUGAUACAGUUAACCAAGCAAUUACUAAUUAUAUUAUAUUAAUGUAAAUAAAGAAAUAGGUAUGAAAAUUACUAAAAUUUUAAAUAAUAAUGACGAUUUUUUAUAGGAAAAUUAAUUAGUUUUAAUAGAAUAUUUAAUUACACAUCGAUAUGAACCAGAACCAUAUAUGAAUUCUUUUUUAGAAGAAAAAUAUCAAAAAAAUAGCUCAGAAAUAGUAAAAAAAGAAUAUGUUGAAACUGAACCUCCAGUAUUAGAAACAGAAGAAAAUAUAAAUGAAGAAAAUAAAUAUGACUACAAAUCAUCAUUUAAAACACUAUUAGAAAGAAUAAUAAACACCAAGCUUGUAGAUGAUGAGAAUUCAUCAUCAAGAACCCCUUCAAAUCUGCAAUCCCCUACCGAUUUCACACACAAAGGGCCAUUUAUCAGAUUUUCCUCAAUUAUAUCCCCAAAAUAUGAACCUAGAAAAUUCCGGCCUGAAAGUCUAUCUCUACAGACAAAUCCCCAAACUUCUCCAGCAAGUCCUAUUCUAAAAAGCGUAGACACUACUUCCCCCACAAAAAAUGACCCCAUAACUUCAAAAGAGCUUAAAUUAAAACAGUCCAGAAAAGAUUUUUUAAUAAUGAGAGCCCUUGAAGAAAAAAUCAAAAAAAAUAUAAUCAACGCCAAAUACGAGCUUUAUGAAAAACUCAGCCGAAAAGCCACACAAAAUGCAGUUUUAUUCAAAAAAAAGCAGCUGAAAAAGCAAAAAAUGGACGAGGAGCAGAAAAAAGAAUUAGAAAAUAACUAUGAAGAAAUUAAAGAAAAGCUAGAAAAAGCAAAACAAGAGAGGAUAAAAAUAAAAGAAGAAAAAAAAUUGAAAACCAAAGAAUAUAAUAAAAAACACGAUAAAAGAGUCGAAGAAUUGAAAAUAAACAAAAAUAUCGAUUUAGAGCGGAGAACGAGCAUAAUGAUACAAAGAGUGCAAACCAGACGAUAA
Messenger RNA from Blepharisma stoltei, 1609 nucleotides. The record is from the annotation of a GenBank genome assembly. NCBI's taxonomy places the organism in Eukaryota, Ciliophora, Heterotrichea, Heterotrichida, Blepharismidae.